GUGGUGAACAAGGCCCAGUUCCUGAUGUUGAAGGGGAAGGCGGUGAACGUGCUGUCGGAGUACCGGCCUGCCGCUGAGGAGGCCCUCUCCAAGGCUGUUAAGUUUGAGCCGGGCCUAGUGGAGGCCUGGAACCAGCUCGGGGAGGUCUACUGGAAGAAAGGAGACGUUGUCGGAGCCAGGACCUGCUUCUCCGGCGCUCUAACCCACUGCAAGAACAAGGUGUCACUGAGGAACCUCUCGAUGGUGCUGCGCCAGCUCCGUGCUGAGGGAGAGGACUACGCCAGCAACGUGCUGUCCAGCGUGGAGCAGGCCAAGAUGGCCGUCCAGAUGGAUGUCAAGGACGGCACCUCAUGGUACAUCCUGGGAAACGCCUACCUGUCUCUCUUUUUCGUCAGUGGGCAGAACCCUCGCUUGGCUCAGCAGGCGCUGACCGCGUACGCCCAGGCGGAAGCAGUGGAUCCCUCCUCCCGCGGUAACGCUGACCUUCAUCUGAACCGAUCGACGCUGUAUAAGUACGGGGAGAGUUACUCUGACGCUCUGCGGGGAUUUGCCCGGGCCGCUGCCCUGGACCCAGCCUUGCCUGAACCCCGGAUCCGGGAGACGCAGCUCCUCACCUACCUGGAGCGACUCGCCACCCUCCUCCGGCAGAAGGGCAUGCUGAAGACCAAGCGACUGAACACGAUGAUGGCCAGCCUGCAGAACAAGGAGCUGGCCACCUACAAGGCGCGGACCUACACGGGGAGCAGUGGCAAGGAGCUCUCUCUCACCCUGAAACCACUGCGGGGUCUCAGUCCCGGCCUCAACACGGGCACGGUGGUCAUUGGCAAGGUGCUCUUCAGUCUCACCGACGAGGAGAAAGUGCCGUUUACCUUCGGUCUGAUGGAUUCCGAGGGAACCUGCCUGGCGGUGAUGGUGUACAAUAUGGCGGAGAGCUGGGGUGUUCUCAUCGGAGACACAGUGGCUAUUCCUGAGCCCCAGGUGAAACACCACAGCAUUGACCAUGACGGCAAGCAAAUCUCCUUCACGAACAUCCGGGUGGCGAGCCCCCUGGUCCUGCUGGUGAACGGGAGGAAGCAGAGCCUGAGUAGCCAGGCCCGAGCGAUCGUCAACUACAAACCGCAGACCGAGUAAGAGACUUCGGCACCAGGGGAACACCACCAGAUCCUGACCCCCCCCCCCCGAACACUCGGAGACCACCGGGAAACACCGCCAGAUCCUCACCCCCCUCACCCCCACCCCCAAACCCCCCCCGAGACCACCUGACCCCUGACAGAUACAGCCCCCACCCCUAACACUUGGAGACCACCAGCGGAUAUGGCUGUAUCCCACAGGUAGGGCAUGUCGGCCUCCUCUCCAGUAAGCACUGGCGGGUACGCCUGUGUCUCUGAGGGACCGCAACCCGAUGUGACCGUAUCCCCACCCACCCUCCCCAACCCCAGAAAUCGCCCGCAGGGCCGCUCAAGCACCCCCUCCAGCCCAGGGGGUUCCUGCAGACACCCGCAGCCCAUUAUCGGAGUCUCCGUGCCCCAGAGCCUGCUCUGACCCACCCGUGUGGUUUCACCGAGUCCUGGUCCCCCUUCCUGCUGGUGCAUCCCUCACCUGCCCCAGAGACGGUGGGGAGGUGGGAGGGGGUGAAAGAUUACCCUCCACUCGCUUUGAUACAGUUUGCAAAGUGUACAUAGAUGUAUAUAUUUCCCAUGGUGCUUUUUUUUAAAGAGAACAUGUAUAUAUUUAUGUAUAUUUCUCCAGUUAACCUCCAGAACUGUACACCUUUCCUUGUUUCCUGCGUGUAAGUUAUUGACGGUACAGCCAGCGAGGCUUUGUGUUUGUGAAGUGGCUGAUUAAAAGGUCAUAUGUUGGAAA
Molecule: messenger RNA, 1863 nt
Organism: Hemiscyllium ocellatum (epaulette shark)
Lineage: Eukaryota; Metazoa; Chordata; Chondrichthyes; Orectolobiformes; Hemiscylliidae
Gene: ttc5
Product: tetratricopeptide repeat domain 5
Exons: 8
Molecular function (GO): protein binding
Source: RefSeq, a predicted model, not a curated record